Habropoda laboriosa is the source of this 606-nucleotide messenger RNA. RefSeq names its product probable peptide chain release factor C12orf65, mitochondrial. NCBI's taxonomy places the organism in Eukaryota, Metazoa, Arthropoda, Insecta, Hymenoptera, Apidae. Gene Ontology annotation, cellular component: mitochondrion. The transcript has a single exon. Bases 1 to 528 code for a protein of 175 amino acids. The record is from RefSeq and is a predicted model, not a curated record. Gene Ontology annotation, molecular function: translation release factor activity. Gene Ontology annotation, biological process: translational termination.
AUGUCUAUAGCAGUACUAAGUAGAAAAUAUUUCAACCAAUUCUGUAUUGCUUAUGUAUGUUCAUUAACUGCUAAAAAAAUGUACGGACUUUCAUGCUACAAAACUUUUAACAAUUGGUAUAAUACAUUAAGCAAUGACUUGAAUCAAGUUCGAUGUAAGUCCUAUAAUCGUUUUUUGGACUAUUCGAAGAUACCUAAACUUCAAGAAGAUGAUUUGGAAGAACAAUAUAUAAGAGGAUCUGGACCCGGUGGCCAAGCAACUAAUAAAACAAGCAAUGCAGUACUUCUAAAGCAUAAACCUACAGGAUUAGUUGUAAAAUGUCAUGAAACUAGAAGUUUAUUUCAUAACAGAAAAAUUGCCAGGGAGAUUCUAUUAAAGAAACUAGAUAAUCUAAUAAAUGGCAAGGAUUCCCUUGAAAGUCAAGAGGAGCAUUUACUUAAAAGAGAUUUGAUUAAGAAGAAACAAAAGAGAAAGAAAUUAGCAGAUUUGAAGAAAUCGUUUGAGGAACGUGAAAACUUAAACAAAUAAUGGAAUAUGCAAAAUGAAUUAUUUUGAAAAUUUAUAAGGCCGGGUGGUACUAUAUAUUGGCAUUAUAUAUUGUUUCAU